This is a messenger RNA of Symbiodinium natans, 1161 nucleotides long. The record is from the annotation of a GenBank genome assembly. Lineage: Eukaryota; Dinophyceae; Suessiales; Symbiodiniaceae.
AUGGUGACCGAGACCAAGAAGAUCCUGCUUAAAGAUAUCGAUAAGAUUACUUGUCUGGCCCGGUAUUUUGGCGGUGCCACUGUGGCGGAGGUGGAUUUCUUCAGACUUUCGUCUUUGUCCAAAGUCCAUCCAGCCGCCGGUGGACGUUGGUGGACGUCGGUGCUAGCGGUCUUGGACGUGGAGUUGGACAAGGUGCUCUACUUUGAAUCACUGGCACUUCCGUUUGGAGCAACAAGUGCACCUCUUGCGAAGUCGGCUGAUUCGUCUGCGUUGUUGGAGCUGAUGAGCUUACUCGGGUGGCAAGUGUCUACGGGUGAUAAGCUUAAGAAAUUUUCCUCUACCUUCAACAUGCUUGGUGCCACGAUCUCCUUCAAUGAGCUUUCCAAAGGUUUCGUCAACGUCUCGAACAAGCCGGAGAGGAUUGAAGACAUCGAGAAGUUAGCUAAGGAUUUGGAGGCUCGAGGCCCAAAGGGAGUCGAUGUGCUGCCGUCGCUGAAGGGCAAGCUUCUGUAUGCGGCGGGACACGUCUUUGGGAAGUGUGCUCGGAUUGCAACCCCACUGAUCCGGCACUAUAAGAGCUUCGGGUCAAAGUCGGCUGACUUCGAGUCUUUGUGUCGUGCUAUUCGGUUGGCCAUAGGCACGUUGAAGGAAGCGGGCCCGAGGAGGAUAUCUUUGUGGUCGGAGCAGCCUCCGAUCGUCAUCUUUUCAGAUGGAGCGCACGAAUCUGACCUUGUCACGCGUGGCGCAGUGGUCGUCGAUCAGGCCACUGGGUUCAAGGAGGUGUUCGGAGAUAGAGUUCCGGACGACGUCGUCACCGGGUGGCGACAGUCUGGUCGCAGACAGCUGAUCUUCUUUGCGGAGCUCUUCCCGGUGCUUGUCGCCAAAAGAACCUGGGCGGACAGGCUUCGGAAUCGUCGUGUCUUGCUCUUCGUAGACAACCAAGCGGCGAAAUCAGCUUUGAUUCGUGGAUACUCGCCUUUGGUUGAUGCUUCAAAGGUUCUGGCGGACAUUUUCGAGCUUGAUGUCCGGCUGGGUUGCUUGACUUGGGUCUGCUGGGUGCCCUCCAAAAGCAACGUUGCCGAUGCAGCAUCCCGCCUGGAGUUCGAAUCGUACGCAGGGAUCUUCAAAAGGGUCACGCCGCGGUAUGCAGAAACUUCCUAA